AUGGCUCGUCCAUCGAAACAAAAACGCGCCGCCAGGAUGCGGGCGAAAGUGAGGCGCGCGGCACCGCAGAAGCAGACACAGUCGCCCCAGAACACAGAGAACCAGCAGACUACAGAGGAAGAGACGCAGGUUACGAAUGAGGAUGAGUUCCAUACACCGAUGGACAAUGGGAAUCAUAUGCCUGUGGGGAUGUCCGCUCAGAAGCUUGAGGCGGACUCUGCCAGCAAGAACCAACUUUCACACACUUCGGAGCAGGUGAUGCAGUUUUUGAAUAAUGCCAACGUCACCGGGGGAGUGAGCGUCCGCGCAACACAGUAUGAGACAGAAUCUUCGGAUGAGAACGAAGGUCUACAAUUCUCUACACAGAUUACACAGCCUACAAAUGAUGCAAAGGAAGAGACCAGAAAUGAAGUGAGCGUACUCGGUAGACAGCGCGAGAAUCACGCGACCAAUGAUAAAACUCAACAACACACAAACCAGCAGACAAAUCAAUCGAAGUACAUUAAGAAGGAGACGGAGGCCACCACACAACAUGAGACGAACCUCCCUACCAAUCCUCCCCAAACCAUCAAGCAAGAAACACAACCUCCGACCGCCACCGAAGAAACCACCGAGCGAGUAAGCAUGCUGGCAAAGAAGCGCAGAAGGCGCCCGGUCCCAGUCCAAGCACCGCAACCCGCCCCAGAGCCUACACCAACAUACAAAUUCACAUCACCGCCGACCCUCGCCCACCCCAAGACCCGACCCACAAUCGCCAACCCACAACCCCCAAAGGCCACAAAACGCAAAGCCUCAGAGCCCGCCGAGAGCAUCGACCUCGGCUCGCCCAAGAAACAGAGCUCCAAGAAACGCAAAGCCCGAGUCGCUCCCGAGAUUGUCGAUCUAUCUUCACCCAAGCCCGCUCCAAGAGAGCACGGACAGAGGCCGAGCCCCAAGAACCUCCGGAAGCGCAAGCCCGUCGACCCGUCCGAGACGAUCGAUCUCCGCUCGCCGAUCAAACGCACGCGAAGCUUGGCGUCUACCUCGCCUCGCAGGACCAGAAGUUAUACGAAGCAAGCCGUCCACCCGCCACAGAGGCAGGCCAUCCCCAACCAAGACUCCAAGGAGGGGAAGGGAGGUAAACGGGUGGAGUGGGCGGACCGGGACACCCGCAAACACACCACCGUUCCGCAGCAGGGCUCGACCAGCAUCAAAAAAGAGGAACAACCGCACCGAAUCCUACCGGAUAGAAGCCAGAUCUGCAAGCCAGCCCGCUCCGACUCCGACUCCCAGCCCAAGGCCCAAGUGAAAGUGAAGCGCGAACCGACCUCGCAACCACCCCAAACCCCUUUCCCCGAGAACGAGAACGAGAACGAGAACGCAACUCCCUUCUACACCCCCCUGCAACAAGCCCUCCUCUCCCAAACCCAAGCCGUGACCAACGCAACCUACGAGGUCCUCGAACGCCGCCUCGCCAGCACACAAGCCACCGCCGCGCGUCGCGUGCGCACCACCCUCGCCACCGAGACUGAGACUGACACCGAAACCGACACCGACAUCGACGCCGCACACGACCCGAUCCCGCCCCUCCCGCUCGGCCGCGUCCUCAAGGUCGCCAAAUACCUCGACACGAACGUCCUCUCCCGCCUGACGCAAACCUGCAAAACCCUGUACCGCCAACUGACCCACGAGCUCCAACUCCGCCAGGACCCGACCUCCAUCCCGGACAGCGCCUGGCAAACAGAAAUCCGGCUGGGCCUCUCCGACGCCGAAGGCCGACGGACCGUCGAAUGGCUCCCGGGCACAGGAUACUACCCUGGCCCAAUGGAGCUGGCCACACAGCACGGUCGCGUCGACGACGUCCGCGCAUACCUCCUCAAGGGGGCGGACCGCAACUGCCUGAACGCGUACGGCAUCCGGCCGCUCCGCUGGGCGGUCGCCACCGGCCAGCUGGGGAUCGUGCGACUCCUGCUGGAAGACGAAGCGGACCCGAACCUACCCGACGAAGACGGCGCGGGGGGCGCCCUCGCCGGCCCAUUCGUAGGGCCGGGGACGGAGACCGAGACGUUCAUCGAGACCCUCCUGGACGCCGGGGCACAAAUCCGAUGCAUGGACGCCUUCACGAACCUGUGCCACUCGCGCAAAGCCGCGGAGUACCUCAAAUACGCGAUCGCGAACGGCAGCGCCAGCACGCUCGGCCACCUGCGCGGCCCCGCAGGGACGACGGUCCUCCACGUCGCGGCGCAGAUGGGCCACAAAGCCAUCGUGAACAUCCUGCUCCACGAGACGGAGGGGGUGGCCAUCGACGCGGUCAACGACCACGGCCAGUCGCCACUGCACCUGGCGCUGCGCGAUGGCAACGAGGCGACGGCGCUGGCGCUGAUCGACGCCGGCUGCGCGCUGAAUCUCGCCGAUAAUUUCAACCGGGAUGCGCUGGCCCUGGCGAUUGAGAAGGGGUACGCCGAGGUCGUGCGCGCGAUGCUCGAGGCGCCCCCCGCGGCCGGGGUGGAUUUCCGGGCCACCCGCAAGUACGGCCAUCGGCCCUCGGCGGAGAUGACCCAUCUCGAGGGCGCGUUUUCGUUUCGCCGGUUCGGCAUCAUGAAGCUGUUGCUUGUCGGGAGGGUGCAUGCCGUCGAUGAGGCGUUGCAGAGGCGGUGUCGCGAGUUGGCGAGGACGGAUCCCACGUAUGGGGAGCUGUGCGAGGAUGUUUCGUUGUUGAUGGGGAGUAGUAUGUUGGGGUUUGAUUCGGAGGAGGUGGAGACGGAGGUGGGGACCGAGGUUGGGGAGGAGGAGUGA
Molecule: messenger RNA, 2775 nt
Organism: Aspergillus fijiensis CBS 313.89
Lineage: Eukaryota; Fungi; Ascomycota; Eurotiomycetes; Eurotiales; Aspergillaceae
Exons: 1
Coding region: 1-2775 (924 amino acids)
Molecular function (GO): protein binding
Source: RefSeq, a predicted model, not a curated record